AUGAAUAUGAACAGUCCGGCGAGUCGUUCAAUGCUUGGCGGUGAGACCCCUGCUCACGGUGGUCCCAGUUCGGUUCUCGGAGGACCGUCGUCGAUUCUAACAGGUCACGGACCGAAUUCAGUGAUGGGACCCAAUUCGAUUCUCGGUCCUGGAAGUAUGGUUAAUCCACAAUCGAUUCAACCGAUGCAGUCGCAUCAGAUGCAUAGUCUCCAAGGCUCCUCAAUGCAAAUGCACUCUCAUCUCGCCAAUUCCAAUCUGAAUCUCAACAUAAACCCCGCCUCCGUGGGACCAGACCGUAAUCCGGGAUCAGUAAUGCAUCACAGUAUGGAUAUCAACCCACCGUCAGUCGCCUUUCAAAAUCUGGCCAUUCCAAUGACACCAAUCGCCUAUAAUAACUUCGAGAGGGACUCUCUGAUCCAUCCACCAGCCAGUAACAUCGCCGCCACAAUGGUUCCAGCCACUCCAGCGAGUCAACUCGACAUACCCAUGCCGGCUCUUCAGAAUAUUGUUUCAACUGUCAAUUUGGGAGUCCCAUUGGAUCUGAAAAAGAUUGCUUUGCACGCCAGAAACGCCGAAUACAAUCCGAAACGUUUCGCGGCGGUUAUCAUGAGAAUUCGUGAGCCGAGAACUACUGCUCUCAUCUUUUCAAGUGGUAAAAUGGUGUGCACUGGAGCGAAAUCAGAGGAGGCUAGUCGACUUGCUGCUCGAAAAUAUGCGAGAAUUGUACAAAAAUUGGGAUUCCAGGCGAAAUUCACUGAGUUUAUGGUCCAAAACAUGGUCGGCUCAUGCGAUGUCCGUUUCCCGAUUCAACUUGAAGGAUUAUGCAUUACUCACGCUCAGUUCAGUACCUAUGAGCCCGAACUGUUUCCCGGAUUGAUUUAUCGAAUGGUUAAGCCGAGAGUUGUGCUGCUGAUUUUUGUGUCGGGAAAGGUUGUUAUCACUGGAGCCAAAACGAAGAAGGACAUUGACGACGCGUUCGGGCAAAUCUAUCCUAUAUUGAAGGGAUUCAAGAAAUAA
Messenger RNA from Caenorhabditis remanei, 1017 nucleotides. RefSeq lists its product as uncharacterized. Gene Ontology annotation, biological process: DNA-templated transcription initiation. Bases 1 to 1017 code for a protein of 338 amino acids. Gene Ontology annotation, molecular function: DNA binding; RNA polymerase II general transcription initiation factor activity. The transcript has 4 exons. The record is from RefSeq and is a predicted model, not a curated record. Lineage: Eukaryota; Metazoa; Nematoda; Chromadorea; Rhabditida; Rhabditidae.